AUGCUCCGUCUCUCGCUUCGACGCUGGUGUGCUGCCGCUUCCAGCGGCUCGUCAGCCUCAGUAUCGCAUGGACCGACGUCGACGACCACGUUGCCUGACUUCUAUGGCAAGAGCUUCUCCAUCUCACCGCGAGUAUGGGCGCAGAUUACGCGGAAAAACUCGGAGGAAGGCUUCACAAACGAUGCGCGCUACCUGCGCCUUGCCAUCGACUCUGGCGGCUGCCACGGUUACCUCUACAGGUUUUCCUUUGAAACGAAGGAGGCGUUUAAUCACGAGGAGGAUGUGGCUAUCUCAGAGGCGGACGCAGUGUCACCCAGCGAUGAAGCGUUUACUGGCGCGCAGCCGUCGCCGCGUGUGGUCGUGGACACUCUCAGCGCCUCGAAACUCGAGAAUGCGAGACUAGACUACCACAGUGAGCUGAAGGGAUCCGCGUUCGUGGUGGUGGGCAAUGAGUUAGUCGACGAGUCCUGCGCCUGUGCUAUGUCCUUUUCGAUCAAGAAAAAGGCGAGGCCGUCGGUGGCGUCGUCAUCAGACGCGCAAAGCGCGUCUUCUGGGGAUGGAGGAAAUCACAGAGGUACCGACUCCGCUGCUCCGCUGGCGGGUAGUUUUUCGACGAUGAAUGCUCGUCCGAUUUCCCGGCGUUCCACAACGCACACCACCUAA
Leishmania braziliensis MHOM/BR/75/M2904 is the source of this 663-nucleotide messenger RNA. RefSeq lists its product as hypothetical. Gene Ontology annotation, molecular function: 4 iron, 4 sulfur cluster binding; 2 iron, 2 sulfur cluster binding; iron ion binding. NCBI's taxonomy places the organism in Eukaryota, Euglenozoa, Kinetoplastea, Trypanosomatida, Trypanosomatidae. The record is from RefSeq and is a predicted model, not a curated record. The coding region runs from base 1 to 663 and encodes 220 amino acids. Gene Ontology annotation, cellular component: mitochondrion. Gene Ontology annotation, biological process: iron-sulfur cluster assembly. The transcript has a single exon.